AUGGUGGAGGAGGUGGUGGAGGCGGUGGAGGAGGUGAAGGUGGAGGAGGUGGCGAUGGAGGCGGAGGUGGUGACGGUGGUGGUGGUGGCAAUGGAGGUGGAGGUGGCAAUGGCGGUGGCGGUGAAGGAGGUGGAGGAGGUGGUGGAGGCGGUGGAGGAGGUGAAGGAGGUGGUGGUGGUGGAGGCGGAGGUGGAGGCGGUGGAGGCGAAGGAGGAGGAGGCGGCGGUGGAGGCGGUGGAGGUGAAGGAGGUGGAGGUGGCGGUGGAGGCGGUGGAGGUGAAGGAGGAGGAGGCGGUGAAGAAAAUUCUUGUUUCCUGCACCGAAGGUCUAAAGUUCAACACUAAGACACAGACCUGCGACUUCGCUUGCAACGUUGACUGCGAGAGGACAAACGUUCAGUCGUCAGUUCUACCUGACGGUGUCAACGUGUUUCUGCCGUGGAGAAAAGUUGAAGAGUAUAUUCAUAAUGGCAAAUUAGAAGCCGACAUUAGCGAUGGUUCGCGCGCGCACUUCAGCAACAUGUCCCACGAGUUCACAACACCGGCCGACGAGCUCGGGCCCAUCCUGCCGGACGACGGAGUGCAGGCCUCCACCGUGGUCGCGGGCCUCAUGCCGGACUCCUUCGCUGAGAUGUUCAACUUCCUCGACGGCGAUAGUUUCGGCAUUGGUCCAAUGCACGAAUUCGUGUAUGGGUGGCAAGCGAUCGUAAACACGAUGAGCAUGAAGAACAACGUGGAGGUACGCAAGCGCGCGGGCUUGCAGCGGUUUGCUCUGGCCGGCAUCAACGGCAUCACCUUGAUAGCUCACGGCGGCGCCACUGAGAUCAUGAUCAACGGCACCCGUACCUACUGUUUCGGAGGGGUCGCACGCCCGCCAGGCCGCCGCAGCGUCAUCUGCAAGGGUGCAAUGUACCAAGAAGGCCGGUUCUCCUGCAAGGUGCCAUAUCUUCGAUAUCCGACAGUCUUGGGUUACCGAUACUGUAUUGAUCAGUACGCUUCUGUAGCUACCUUCGAUGGAACGUAUAAGACCACGUACUGCUCUCGAGGGGAGUCGAUACCGAAGUUCCACUAUGACUACAUCUGCGAGAGAAGAGAUGUCAAGAUCAAGCGCGUCAACCUCACCGACCCCAACGAGCGUUUCAACAUACGGAACCCGAUAAUUCGCCGCGCGGAGUACUACCGGGCGCCCUACGAUAUACUGAAGGCGUGUCCUGACUGGUAUGGCUGCAACCUGCGCAUCUCCCCAGAGGUCUUGCACCAGCCUCUGCCAGCGAUGCUCGACGUCAACGAGACCGCUUUCGUUGGUCACGGCGGAAAGUACUGGCUGGCGCUUUACUAUACUCAGUUGUCAACAUACGCCAUUUACUUCCAAGCACAUGGAGAGUACCCGUGGCAAUCCAACAGACCAAUCGUUUCUAUUGACAAGGGUGGUAUUUGGGAACAGCUCCUCAAAGCUAACAUCGGUCCCGAUAUGAAUUUGCACUACAAUUUGAACGGCAUCUACAACAGAUAUCCCGGCGGGAUAGUAGCGCCAGACUUGAUGAGAAAUGACGGCCAGGUUCAGUCAUCCAACUUCAGAACGGACACCCGUGAUGGCGCUCCAGAGGACAUCAUCAUCGGUAACGCGCAUUUAGCCGCGGAAGGUCCUGGUGGUGACUCCAACGCCGGCGGUUAUAAGUUCAUACACGACUCACAAAUACAAAGCAGCUUUGGGCAUGGGAAGAAUUUAUCUUGA
Molecule: messenger RNA, 1734 nt
Organism: Bicyclus anynana (squinting bush brown)
Lineage: Eukaryota; Metazoa; Arthropoda; Insecta; Lepidoptera; Nymphalidae
Exons: 11
Coding region: 1-1734 (577 amino acids)
Molecular function (GO): chitin binding
Source: RefSeq, a predicted model, not a curated record